AUGCGUUUCGCCACAGUUGUCGCCAUGGCAGCGGCCGCCCUUUCUGGAGGAGUGGCUGCCGACAAAGCCGCCGAGUUCAGGAAGCACAUAGCCAAGUAUCUUCCCCAAGGUGAAACCACUGACCACACUGCCUCUACGAAGAGGGAAGCGCAGCCGCAGAAUGGCACUAAGCCUCGUUUCCUGAACAACAAAACAAAGAAAUUUGCUGUGGAUGGUGCAAACCUUCCCGAGAUCCAUUUCGACGUGGGAGAGUCAUACGCCGGGAGCUUGCCCAUUACCGGCAAAAAAGGAGAAAAGGACAAUCUUUUCUUUUGGUUCUUCCCUUCUGAGGACGGCUCUGUUACCGAUGAAAUCACUGUCUGGCUGAAUGGUGGCCCAGGCUGUUCCUCUCUGUCGGGUUUUCUCACUGAGAACGGGCCAGUAUUGUGGCAAGAUGGCACCCUCGCCCCAGUCAAGAACCCAUACUCGUGGCACAAGCUUACGAACAUGAUCUGGAUCGAACAGCCCGUGGGCACUGGCUUCUCUUUGGGUACCCCGAGUGCCCGAGACGAGAUCGAGCUGGCCACACAAUUUCGCGGCUUCUGGAAGAACUUUAUCGACACGUUUGAUCAGCUCAAAGGCGCCAAGACCUAUUUCACGGGGGAGUCGUACGCCGGCGCCUAUGUCCCCUAUAUCGCAAACAGCUUUCUACUUCAAAAUGACACCAAGUACUACAAUUUGAAGGGCAUCUCUAUCAACGACCCUGUUAUUGGGGAUGACAAUCUCCAAUUUUCCAUUACCGAUGUCCCAUUCAAUACAUACUGGGCCAAUCUGCUUCACCAUAGCGAUGAAACCAUUUCCAAGAUCAAUCAGCUCUAUGAGUCGAGCGGACAGGCAAACUACACAAGAAAGUGGUUCACUUUCCCUCCUCCGCAGGAGCCUUUCCCUGAGGUUCCUGGCGAAGAUCGCGAUGUCUCUGGAAUUAUUCGCAGCUCUUUGAGGUCAAACAACCCUUGCUACAACGUUUAUCACAUUUCCGAUCAGUGUCCAACAGUCUACAGCCACCUCGGUGGUGUCAACGUCGGUGACUACGUCCCUCCUGGAUCUGAGGUGUACUUUCAGCGCCGAGAUGUACAGAGGGCAAUUCACGCUCCUCUCAUCGGCGACAAAUGGAACCAAUGCGGAGGAAACAACGGGGACGUAUUCCCUCACGGUGACGCCUCUCCUGGAGCUGCUCUCGACGGUACUCUCCAAAACAUCAUUCAGCGCACAAACAAUACGAUUGUGGGAUCUGGAGCCCUUGAUGCUCUAUUACAGACAAACGGCACUCUCUUUGCACUGCAAAAUGUGACAUGGCACGGUCACCGAGGCUUUCACUCUUUCCCCAAGACGCCAUUCUUUAUUCCAGACCACGAUAACAAGAACGGGGGUGCCAAGGGGCCCAAGGGAGAUAUUGGAGUAUACGUUAAGGAGCGCGGACUAACAUUCUAUGAUAUACAGCUUGCCGGUCACGAAGUCCCGGGCUACUCUUUAUCCGGUGGCUACAGGAUGCUCCAGCAACUUCUUGGACGUAUCGAUGAUUUGAGUAGCACAAAGCCAUUGUUUUGA
Messenger RNA from Akanthomyces muscarius, 1587 nucleotides. RefSeq lists its product as uncharacterized. NCBI's taxonomy places the organism in Eukaryota, Fungi, Ascomycota, Sordariomycetes, Hypocreales, Cordycipitaceae. Gene Ontology annotation, biological process: proteolysis. The coding region runs from base 1 to 1587 and encodes 528 amino acids. Gene Ontology annotation, molecular function: serine-type carboxypeptidase activity. The transcript has a single exon. The record is from RefSeq and is a predicted model, not a curated record.